Messenger RNA from Drosophila arizonae, 1015 nucleotides. It is a transcript of the gene Rad1, whose product is annotated as Radiation insensitive 1. Gene Ontology annotation, biological process: DNA repair; DNA damage checkpoint signaling. The record is from RefSeq and is a predicted model, not a curated record. Gene Ontology annotation, cellular component: checkpoint clamp complex; nucleus. NCBI's taxonomy places the organism in Eukaryota, Metazoa, Arthropoda, Insecta, Diptera, Drosophilidae.
CAUAUUGGCACAGUGUUUGAAUCAGCUAUUACAUCCAGAACCGCGGACUCAGAUCUUGACACUUGAUCAGUUUAGGUAUUUUCACAUUGAUAUCUAUGAGGAUUGAUGCAGCAUUCGAAAGUGCUGUACGAGAAGGGCAUCAUUAAAAACCGUAAAAUGUUAACACAAUCACAAUAUGAAAACUAUAAACUGGUGUGUCGCUUGGAGCACAUCAAGACCUUAUACUCAUCCAUCAAGGCGAUUUGUUUUAGUGAUUUCGGUACUCUGCAAGCCAGUGAAGAUGGGCUACUCAUCACGGUGGAGCAGGGCAAAUCCAUACAGGCCACAUUGUUUAUAGCUCCAGCAUUUUUUGCCGAAUUUAAGGUCGACGGCUCGCCGAGCUUCAGUGUGAAGAUGAAUGUGCUGGCGGAGUGCCUGAGCCUGUUUGGUCUCUCAGAUUGCAGUAUUAAAAUACUGUAUAAGGGCGAAGGUGCACCAUUGCUGCUGUUGUUAGAGCCUCACGAUGACGAUCAGGUUAGCACAGAGUGCUCCAUUAAAACUACCAAUGUGGAGGAGCCAAUGGAGUAUGACCUGGAUGCAAAUAGUUCUAGUUUGAACACCAUAUUUAUGCGAGGCCCAGAUUUAUCCAACAUCUUUCAUGAGCUGGACAAAGCAGCAGAUGAAUUCGAAUUUACCAUAUCACCGUUAAAGCCACAUUUCAAAAUCAUCACUUUGGGUGUCAUGCAAGCAGAGUCCAGCGUAGAGGUGGCCAAGUCAAGUGAUAUGGUUAUAUUGUUCAACUGUCGCGCGACAACGGUGGCGAGAUACAAAAGUCAGCAAAUAAAGCUGACAAACAAAGCCAUGCAGGUGGCCUCAAAGGUGGCAAUAAAAACUGAUGCCAGCGGGCUGCUGGAGAUGCAUUUCAUGAUGCAGUGCGAUGAUCAGGAGGAGAUGUAUGUUCGAUUUUUCAUUACACCAUUGUUAGAAGUUGACGGCAAUUGAAAUAACGAUUUCACGGCCAUCUGGCAACACUGUA